GAGGCAGAAAAGAGGGGGAGAGAGAGAGAGAGAGAAAGAGAGCGCGCAGAGGAAAGAGCCUGGGAGAAGAGUGUGACUCGAGAUCGAGAGGGUGUUUUGGAGAGGAAGUUGUCCUGAAAGGGUGGGAUAAUGAAUAGACGGGAGGACUGACAGGAUCUGGUUGGUGUGGACAGUCUUGGAGGAGCUGUGACAGAACCAAAGAGAUAGAGCAUAUAGGAUGUGACUCCAGCUCCCUGUCAAGCGACCCAAGAGGGGGAAGAGAACAGGCGGACUGGACAGAGGAGAGGGGUGAGGAGAGCACCCCCGCUCCAGUCCACCCCUACUCCAGGCGUUCACCGUCAGCAGAAACCCUAAUGCGAUCAAGAUGGAGCCUCAAGCUAUCUUUGGAUUUCAUACUACCCUCCGGCGUGCAGGCUGGCUCCCGUUUCCUUCUCUCCCCUCCCCAGGAAAGGUAGCGUCUGUGAUGAACUGGAUUAGAAUCUGCUAACCCUGAGAGAAUUCCUGGACCUGGAUUUACUGUAGCACCAGAGUCAAAUGAAAAGGGGGAUUCGUGUUUUCUUUAAAAAAAACUUGAAAGAUCAAAUUUGUUUGUGACUCGGCUAUGAAUCCGACUUUGAUUGAUGGUUAGUUCUUCAACCCCUUGAAGUGUUUACCCUCUGGUUUUAACUGCUACUGUGUGGGGCUCAACCUACGACAGAACAUCUCGUGGUCAGAGCAUUUUACAGUGAAACAAGCCACCUUGGCACUUCAAAGUGGCGUGCGGAUUUCUCCAUUGGAAUACGUCUUACUUACUUCAACAGGAGUGCAAGUUCUAAAUAGUCUAGUGAUGCGGUAGUUUAUGUCAGAGGCUGAAGUCCCCACCCAACACCAUGGCUAGCAUCCAGAACUGGUCCUGAGGAUGUACAAGGUUCUUGCUGUUUAAUCUGUCUACAAGAAUCUGCCCAGGAAAUAUUAUUUCCCUUCUUACAUUCCUUCCCAGUAAAUGUAACAAGCCAACAGCCUGCUGGAGGGAGACAUGCACGCACGCGUUUGAGGUAGAGACCCACUAAUCGAUUCAAAUAAAACACAAGCUCAGUAGAGCUGCGCCGCCAUUUUGGUUCUACAUCUUCUAAAGGCUCUAUGGGAUAGAACAAGAGCUGUAUCGGCUGGUCCACCAUUUUGGCUCUAAAUCUUCUAAGGGCUCUAUGGGAUAGUAGUGGGUGACGUCCCACUAUGCCUGUUGCCAUACGAAAAAGAAGGUGGGAGGAUCACGUGACCCAUCGCUCAGGUCUAAAAUACAGUUUCGACGACCUUGACCUCGUCUGCUGCCAUGUCGUCAGCAUUGACCGGCCUCGUUCUCGGGUUGCGUCGGGUGGUUCCAAGCAGGGGCGCAGGGUGAGAUGUGCCUCAAUGCCAGAGUGCUGUCACCAGCCAUGUCCCGACGGCCUCAGCGAUGACCCCGGUCGCACGUUUGGGACAUCAGUUAAUGCAAAGGACAGUGGCGAUCUCUCUGAGCCUGGGCACGUGGUUACAGAAGGCGACUGUGAUUCAGCUGUUGUCCCUGUGUUCGAGGCCGGCCUGGAAGACGGCUCUGGUGGUGCUUUUGUAGACGAUGACCUCACUGGAGGGCAGAAGGAGUCUGAACCUGCACAAAUGACGGACGCUGGCGAGGACGCUGUUGGCAGCCAAUCUCUCAGUGACCUCAGCGAUGGGAUUCUUAAGCCAAAUCCAAACAUCUCCUGCACUGCUGAUAGUGGUCAUGAGAAUGGGAACACUGAUAACGAGCAUCCCGACGCUGUUGAUGACUGCGGCCGUGUCGUUGUUCAGUCUCCCUCUGUUGACAAAGGACAAAGAGCCUAUUCAGACAAUGGACAUUUCAAUGUUGGUGAGCUAACUGGCAGAUGUCCAGAACUCCAGGAGACAAUGGCCGAUUGCACAGACCAACACGGUGGACCUCCAGAACAUUCAGAGGAAACACAGAGAGGGUCUGCUCGUUCUGAACUCGAAUCCAAAGGGGACCUGUUCACCUCGGAUGAAAGUAACGUCACUGACCAAAGUGAAAGAAAUGAUGAAAUUCACCUGGAGAGGGUACUGGAUUGCACAAACAAAUCGGAGAAUGAGAGAGAUGAAAUAUCAGAUGUUAUAGCUGAGAUCUUGGAAGCCCCUGUUACAGAAGUUGUGGAGGCGGAAGGUAUGGAGGUGGGAUAUGUUGAGGACGAUGCCUUAGCGAGUAAAGCUGCAGAAAGUGUUAAAGACAUUGACAGACUGAGUGUUCAGAUUAAAGAUGAUGAAAUUGGCUAUGAAUCCGACCAGAUUUUGAGGGGACGUUGUUCCGUGUCAGCCGACAGCAGUUGUACAGAACAAAAGCAGAAUGAGAUCUGCAGGAAUGAUGAGACGCCAAGUUGUGAAAGAGCUUUGGACCAGACAGAGUUGAGAAAGGAUGAUGUUGAAAUGGAGAUGGAAGGAAACCGAGGAGAGAAAAGGGCUAUUGGAAGUAACUAUGAGAAAGCCCCGGAAGACAAUUCAAGUGUACCCUUUGUGAUGGAUACGUGUGUCACAGUACAACAUUCUGAGGAACUAGAGAAUAACCCAUUAGCUGGACAGCAAAAUCUGGAAAAUUCUAAAGUGUGCAAAAUUGAGGAACUGCCCACUAGAGAAGAUGUGAAUAUUCUUGCGAGACAUGUACAUGGUGAUGACCAAACGAUGGAGAAUAUAAGUGGUGCCUUGGUUUCCGAAGACUUGGCAUCUUCUGAAGACGAAACGUCUGCUGUAACAUCCAAAGUUCAGGGACUGUACAGUGAUAGUAGCUCAAAACUGGACACCAUCCAUGAGAUUAACCAUUCUGAGUCAGAGACUGCUGACCCAAAAAUAGAAACUCUCAGUCAAUCACUGUGUCCUGAGAAGGCAAACGAUCCAAUGCCGGAAAGAUGCCACAGCAAUUUGUUAGCCCCUGUUAGCACAUUAUGUGAAUCACCUGUUCUAGCAGCAACAGACAGCCACAAAGAACAGGACAGGCCUGGUGAUAAAGAAGGUACAAUGGAGUUAACUGAGGAAGUAGCGGAGCCAGGUGACUGCAGAAACCCUCCCCUUGGCAACAAGGUUUUCGAUGUGAAAGUCACAUCCCAGGAUGACAAGGAGGAGGACCAUGUGGUGAGACUUCGCACAAGAAAGAGUUCUAGGGAGGAGAGGGAGCGUUCCCGUUUGGACUCGAUGGUGCUGCUGCUGAUGAAGCUGGACCAGCUGGACCAGGAGAUCGAGACUGCCCUCAGCUCCUCGUCCUCCAUGGCCAGCACCCCCACCCUCAAGAGACACGACUGCCUGGAGGUGGAUGGCUCAGUCACCACCACUGGGACUGGUUCAGGCGCCUCCCUUUCUGUGACUCCUUCACAACAGCAUGAAGCCCAAACCACAUCUCCUGGGCCUACAGCUGCUACAGGAACCAAACCCAAAACUGGGAGCCUGCCCACCGUGCCCGGGACCAAUCAGAAGGAGAUCGAGGCCAAAGAAGCGUCGGCGUGGCUCAGAGCGGCCGGUUUCCCGCAGUACGCCCAGCUCUACGAAGAUGGUUUGUUCCCCAUUGAGAUAGAAUCUGUGACCAGGGACCAUGAUUUCCUGGACAGGGAUGCCAUUGAGGCUCUGUGCAGGAGAUUGAACACCCUCAACAAGUGUGCCCUGAUGAAACUCGACAUCUCCCCGCAGAGGAAGAGAAGUGAGGAUUCAGAUGAGGACGAGCCGUGCGCCAUCAGUGGCCGCUGGACCUUUCAGCGGGACAGCAAGCGCUGGUCCCGUCUGGAGGAGCUGGACGUCUUCUCCCUCCCGGGGGCUGACCAGCCACCCUUCCCCCAGGACCAGAGGCCCGCGGCUGGGCAGGGCAAGCUCCGCGAAGGCCUGAGCUCAGAGAGCGUGCUGACCGACGUCAGCGAGCAGCCCGAGGUGACCUCGCUCCACAGUGGCGGGAGCGACGUGGGGAGGGGCGUGGCGGGGAAUGCCGACGGUGCCAAGCCCCGUGACGCCACGGCUGGCGCCACCCGUGCCAGCUCCGUGGCCAGCGUUUGCUCCUCCUCGGGCACGGGGGGGUCGUGUGGGAUCAACGAGGACUCGCUGUCCGACGGGCCCCCGCCAUCGCCGCUGGAGACCGCCCUGAGACGCUUCACUUUCGAGGGCAAGUCCGGCAGAACCGCCGGGACGGGAGGAACGGAAAUGAGAACGCGAGAGGCGGGCGGCGGGAAGAGUACCCGAUCGCGGGCCAAAAGCUUCCUGAAGCGAAUGGAGAGCCUCCGUCUGAGGAGCACCUCGUCCAGCAGGAAGAAGAAGGGCGUGGCGGGCAUCGCCCGGUUGGAGAUCAGUGGACCUGUCAUCAAAGAGGGACUGGACGAUGACAAGCUCCGGCGCCUCAAUUGCGUCGACAUCUCCAGCCUCGACCCCACCCUGACCGCGACCCUGAACCGCAACAGGAGCGUGUCCUACUCCACCCAGACCAGCAGCGGGAGCACCGGAAGCACGGGCAGCAGCCAAUCAGAAGCAAGCAGCGGGAGCGCCGUCAGCACCCCAAGCCCGGUGACGCGAGCCCGAAGCCACAGCACCGCGGCCGGGUCCGGCAAGAGAGGCGGGAUGUACCUGGAGGGAUAUGACCCGUUAAGCGAGUUCCUGCAACCGCCUCAAAAACCUCCCGGUUCCGCUCGACCCAAAAGAGCGCAGCAACCACCCCAGCAACAGCCCGGCAACCAGACGGUGGCGGAGCAAAACUGCCAGAACCGCGGUGGCCUGAGCAAGCGAGGUCGCCUCAACGGAGAAAUGGAAGAUGAGGAUGAGGAGCAGGGCGUGAUAUUCUUUUACCUCCCCGAAGGCCAUAAACCCGGCACGUUCCCCAAAGCACUCGGCGAUGGCAAACUACCGCCUCAGACCAGAAACAGUCAGAGUGUUUCCCUCCCCACCGGCGAGCGCCAGUGCGGCAGCCGACGCCAAACACGCCGCAGUUCCACGGGCUCGGCGGAAAGUCGCCUCAGUUUCUACGACAACGUGCCUGCCACGGCGUAUUACUGCGAGGAGGAGGACGAGCAGUACGGGGAGGGGGAGGAGCCUAAACUGGAGGAGGUGCUAGAGCAAGUCAGCGGCAUGCAGCGAUUUGUCAACAACUGGACGGACGGGGUGCCCGUGGGCGAAGAGGAAGACGAGGAGGAGGAAGAGGAGGAGGAAGAGGGGGAUUCGGAUUCCGCGCUGGAUUCGGCUUCGCCGUGUCCGUCCUCUCCUCUGCAGAACCGCCUGGAGGAGACGGAGAACGGGAGCGACCAGGACAGCACAGGCAACCCUCUGAGAGAAGGAGAAGGAGAGGGGGAGGAGGGAAGGAGGGAGAGGAGGGACUCUGGAGUGGGAGCCUCUCUCACCAGAUCCAACCGGCCGCAGAAGUUGCGCUGGCCCAGUUUCCAGGCAUCUCACCGGCCAAGUCACUCCUGGGCCCGGCUGCAGAUAGGCUGCCAGUCAGUACUGCAGAUGAACCUUCUCCAGAAGCUGUCUCUGCUGCAGCUCACAGCACUCCUGGAGAAACACACCCCCACCAAUAAGCACGGAUUCAGCUGGGCCGUGCCAAAGUUUAUGAAGCGGAUCAAGGCACGGGACUACAAAGACCGAAAUGUGUUCGGUGUGCCUCUGUUACUCAAUGUCCAGCGUACCGGUCAACCUCUGCCCCAGAGCAUACAGCAGGCCAUGAGAUACCUGCGCAGCCAGUGCCUCGACCAGGUCGGCCUGUUUAGGAAGUCGGGCGUCAAAUCCCGUAUCCAGGCGCUGCGCCAGAUGAACGAGGCGUGUGGCGCAGACGGGGGAGGAGUCAGCUACGAGGGCCAGUCGGCGUACGACGUGGCCGACAUGCUGAAGCAGUACUUCAGGGAUCUGCCCGAACCGCUGCUCACCAGCAAACUGACAGAGACCUUCCUGCAAAUCUAUCAGUACAUGCCCAAGGAGCUGCGUCUCCAGGCCUCCCGCGCGGCCGUGCUCCUGCUGCCCGACGAGAACCGCGAAGCCCUGCAGACUCUCCUGUGUCUGCUGAGUGACGUCACCGCCGCCGUGGCCGAGAACCAGAUGACCUGCGCCAAUCUGGCUGUGUGCCUGGCGCCCUCGCUCUUCCACCUCAACACGCUGCGCCGCAAGGAGAGCUCCUCGCCCCGGGUGAUGAACAGGAAGCAGGCGCUCGGUAAACCCGACCAGAGGGACCUCAACGAGAACCUGGCCGCCACCCAUGGUCUAGCACACAUGAUCCAGGAGUGCCGGAAACUCUUCAGGAUCCCAGAGGAGAUGAGUCGCUGCAGGAACUCCUACUUGGAGCAGGCCCUGAUCCCCCUGAAACUGGAGGAGCUGGGAGGUUCCCCUCGGGGUGACGGGGGCGCCGGUAGCCCCCCGGGAUACAGGGCCUACCUCCGGGAUAGCCUGGACGCUCUCCUAAAAGAGGCCAAGGACAAGUUCAAAGGUUACGACAGCUGCUCCACCCCGGAGCAUGCCGAGCUGGCGUACAAGAAGGUCCACGACGGCUCACCGCUGCGCCUGUGGAAGGCGUCCGUGGAGGUGCCCGCGGGCCCCGAAGAGGUGCUGACGCGGGUCCUCAGGGAGCAGGGUCGCUGGGACGAGGACCUGAUCGAGAGCCGGGUGGUGGAGGUGCUGGACGAGCGCGCCGACGUGUACCAGUACGUCCGGAACACCAUGGCCCCCCACCCGGCCAGGGACCACCUGGUGCUGAGGUCGUGGGCGACCGACCUACCGAAGGGAGCGUGCGCGCUGGUGUGCACGUCGGUGGACCGCGACGGGGCGCCGCUGCUGGGUGUCCGGGCCAAUGUGCUCACCUCCCGCUACUUCAUCGAGCCCUGCGGGAGCAACAAGUCCCGUCUCACACACAUCUCCCGGGUGGACUGCAGGGGUCGUUUCCCAGAAUGGUACCAUAAGCUGUACGGACAUCUGUGCGCCACAGAGGUGGUGCGGAUACGUGAGUCCUUCACCGCUCCGAUGGAUAAGUGAAGGGACCCGGAGAGCUCCACUUGAUUCCUGGGAUCGACGUGACAGAGAGGAGGCGCCCUGGUAUUCAAAACGCUGUCCUUACCCCCCCCCCCCCCCUCAGUUUGCUACAGCGGUGACCCUGGUCGGGGGUCAAGCCACUGACGCGGACGGCGCUCUCGGCGGACCGACCGGGGGCGGAGAGUAGUCUGACUGGACAUGGUUGUCGUUCGUAGACCGUGUCAUCAUCGUCCCAGUGACGUUACCGUCUGCGACCUCAUUCAGUCAGAGGGUCCGACGUGGAGCCCUUAACGUUGUUUUAAAGAGAUUUGCUCAGUUUCUUGUGCCAAAGUAAGCGCGUCUGAGGUGAAAGUGGGUCUCACCCGUCCAAAUAAGCAGAAGACUGUUACAGAGUCCAUGGGCCAACAGGAUGUGACAUCACCGUCCGUGGAUGGGGAGUCACUCUUCAGCCAAGAGAGACCAUAUGUAGGAGGGGUUAGGGAGCUAUUGCUUCUGAGAAGCAUGAGGGUGUGUUUGUGUGUUUGUGUGUGUGUGUGUGUGUGUGUGUGUGUUUGUGCAUUCAAAAUGAAUGGAUGAACAAUUAGACAUUAUGCACUGGCUCCCAGAUGCAAUAUAGUGUGUAUAUACAAUAUCCUGCACCUGUUUGUUUUGCUUUUUCCUGUUGCUUUGUGUAAGUCUGUGUGUGUGUGUGUGUGGGGGGGGGGGGGGGCAAGAGCGUUUGAGUGUUUUAUCGUAUUAAAGCGAAUGGAUGGAUUAUUCGAUACCUACAGUGGGCCUAAUAUUUGUGUUAAUGUAUUGGAAAUAUGCAAUUUCUUUUCUUUGGUUUGACAAGCGGGGUGUGGUGAGAUAAUCCUUGGUUGACUGACAGGAAGGAACACUAAGCACAGAGUGGGUUUAUCUGAUGGAAGAUGACAUGAAAUGGUGGCUGGAACACCAGUAGAGUAAGAGAUUUAAGGCAUGCCAAAAACUAACGUGGAGACUAAGAUAUUGGUGGCCCAAAGGUUUUGUGAAAUUAAAAGCAUUUUAUGGAUGCAGAGAAUAUAGACGGCUGUCACUGCUUCAGAAAGCACAG
Esox lucius (northern pike) is the source of this 8050-nucleotide messenger RNA. It is a transcript of the gene dlc1, whose product is annotated as DLC1 Rho GTPase activating protein. Gene Ontology annotation, molecular function: GTPase activator activity; lipid binding; protein binding. The transcript is spliced from 19 exons. Gene Ontology annotation, cellular component: focal adhesion; membrane raft. Gene Ontology annotation, biological process: regulation of Rho protein signal transduction; actin cytoskeleton organization; signal transduction. Bases 1213 to 6981 code for a protein of 1922 amino acids. NCBI's taxonomy places the organism in Eukaryota, Metazoa, Chordata, Actinopteri, Esociformes, Esocidae. The record is from RefSeq and is a predicted model, not a curated record.